CUCAUCACAACACCAGCGCAGGACGUGACGUCGCUCAGCUGAUCUGCGACACGGGUCACGCGGCGUGUCACCUGACCGGCUCGCCGUCGUCGUGGCAUUUCGUCACUUUAUCAAGUUGACGGAACUGGGAGGAAUUUCUGUGGCUGAAUCCAGCUGGCAGACGAUACUUCACAGCACGCUGAGGAGCACCAUGCUUUGCCAGGAAAGGACGAUCCUCUACCUCAGCUGCGGUUUCAUCAUUGCGGGGUUCCUCUACUUACUACACCAGAUGACCACAUAUAUCCCGUAUGGUCGCUAUGUGGAGCCCCACAGCCCUGGGGUGAUGGUCCCAGCCAAAGCAGCCUGGCUGAUCCAGGAGCUGCCCUCGUUUCUGGUUCCCAUGCUGCUGGUGCUGACCACUGAAAGCUCAUCUGGCCUGGGGAGAAGCCUUCUGCUCUGCACCUUCGUUCUGCACUACUUCCAAAGGACGUUUAUCUAUGCCUUGCUGACCAAAGGGCGGCCUACUCCUCUCCACAUCAUGGUGUCAGCCGUGGUGUUUUGCUCUGUAAAUGGUUUCCUGCACGGCCAUAGCAUGCUGCACUGUGUACAGUACGAAGCGGACUGGCACACAGACAUACGAUUUAUAGCAGGUCUGUUGCUGUUUUUUUCAGGAAUGGCCAUCAACAUCCACAGUGACCACAUUCUGCGGAACCUGAGAAAGCCUGGAGAGGUCGUCUACAAAAUCCCUAAGGGGGGCAUGUUUGAGUUGGUGUCUGGUGCAAAUUUCUUCGGGGAGAUUUUGGAGUGGUGUGGCUACGCUAUGGCCUCAUGGUCUCUACCUGCUUUCUCCUUCGCUUUCUUCACCGUGUGCUCCAUAGGACCCAGAGCCUACCACCACCACAGGUACUACCUUGAGAAGUUUGACGAUUAUCCCAAAUCGAGGAAGGCGGUGAUACCCUUUAUCCUCUAGCAGCUGACCAAAGAGUGGAAACACCUUUCUGAAAGCAACCUGACACCAAGUGGCAUUCACCUUAAGAAACUUGAGAAACCAGGACAACACAAAGGCCAUCAUCAUAGCUUUGCCCUCUAUCAACCAGAGCACAGGUUCCCAGUCCUGGUCCUGGAGGCCCCCGCUGCACUGCCGUAUACCCACUUCAACUCAGGAUUGGCUUGUUCUCAGGCAGGCUGGGAGAGGGGAAAAGACCAAACUGUACAGGACACUUGUUCUCCAGGACCAGGUUUGGAAACCAGGAAAAGACUGAUAUCUGUGAUGCUAUGAUGUGGUGCCACUACAUUUAUAUUCCAGCUGUACGCCUUAUUUCUGUAUGAAUGGAAUGUUUUUCAAAAUAAAUCAUGUAAACAUUA
Messenger RNA from Pygocentrus nattereri (red-bellied piranha), 1344 nucleotides. RefSeq names its product steroid-5-alpha-reductase, alpha polypeptide 2a (gene srd5a2a). The record is from RefSeq and is a predicted model, not a curated record. Gene Ontology annotation, cellular component: membrane. Bases 191 to 949 code for a protein of 252 amino acids. The transcript is spliced from 7 exons. Gene Ontology annotation, molecular function: 3-oxo-5-alpha-steroid 4-dehydrogenase activity. NCBI's taxonomy places the organism in Eukaryota, Metazoa, Chordata, Actinopteri, Characiformes, Serrasalmidae. Gene Ontology annotation, biological process: steroid biosynthetic process.